Molecule: messenger RNA, 917 nt
Organism: Brassica oleracea var. oleracea
Lineage: Eukaryota; Viridiplantae; Streptophyta; Magnoliopsida; Brassicales; Brassicaceae
Exons: 1
Coding region: 35-652 (205 amino acids)
Source: RefSeq, a predicted model, not a curated record
UCGCCAAAAGAAAAAAAGAGACAGUAGUGUCUAAAUGGUUUCGCUGAGGCAAAAGAAGAGGCAAAAUCCAGCAAAGCGAGCAUGGAAGAGCUUCACAAACAUGGUCAAGUCCAAACUCAGAGACAUCGAGAUCGCUGCAACGGUCAGAGAAUCAACGGCUCGUGUCAUUCGUUUCCUUUCUUGCCGUCUCAUCGUUCCUUUCCGAACAAGGUACCUCGAAAACACUAGCUAUUCAGACAAAUACUACAGCCGCAGCAGCAACCAAACUUCUCGGCGGUUUCUCAACUUCUUCUCACGAUCUCACACCAAAACCAAGCGUCGAAGCUAUGAAUACGAUGACGAUUACUCUCAAAUCUAUCAAUACCAAAACCAAUCACGCUGCGAAGGGACGAGUGAGAGCACAGAGAAAGUUGUGCGGCGAAAAGAAGAGAAAGUUGUGAGGCGAAAAGAGGAGAAAGAAGAGGACGAAGAGGGGAUGCCGGAGAUUGCUGAUUCGAUGGAAGAUGCAUGGAGGAGAGUAGUGGCUGCUUCGCCGCAUUUGAGGGUUGACGAGAGAGCCGACGAGUUCAUCUACAAGUUUAGAGAAAGUAUGAAGAUGGAGAAGGAAAGGUCGUUUCUUGAGUUUCAAGAAAGGUUAAAACGAAGCGCUUGAUUAAUUGGCUAAUCAUGGUUUCAUGUUUGUCUUCAUGUUCUUCUUGAAAGGAUUGAUUGAAUUUUUCUGAGUAACUUCGUGUUCUCGUUCUCUCUUCUUUGUUUCUUUUUUUUUUGGGAUCAAAUCUUCUCUGCUAAAAUUUGGAUAAUCUCAAGUGUUUAAAACAUCUGUUUUACUGAUGUGAAUACAUAUGGCUCACUAUUCUAAACUUGUAUGCAUGAUCAUUCUUGAUUAAUGUUAAUGUAUAAAAAUGUUUAUCUUUUAA